AUCCAUUUGCUCGCGCCGUUCUCGCUGCUGCGAUUCAACGAAUCUACAAUGCAUCGAUCAAAGGCAAUCCCGUCGUCUCUCAGGGUCGCAAGCUCUCGGCUUUUGACCCGGCAUGGCUCAACUCGGCAACUUUCGGCACAGGUAACUCACUCUUCUCAACUCUCUUCAUGUCUGUCAUAUGAGCCUGGGUUUUCUCACUUGUUAGAAGCCCAUCAAAAGCAUCGUUCUUCAAAAAUAAACUCUUUGCUGCAAAAGAUAGUGUCAAACGAAUGGUCUAAUGAGUUAGAGGCUGAGUUAGAGAAGUCUAAGUCAGUGUUGACCCAUGGGACUGUUAUCUAUGUUUUGAAGAAACUAGAUAAGGAUCCACAAAAGGCAUCAACUUUCUUCAAUUGGGCGAGGAUCAAAAAUGGGUUUACACCCAGCUCCUCGGUGUAUAGCUUCUUGCUUAGGAUUUUGGCUCGUAAAGAUACUAUGAAGCACUUUUGGAUUACGUUACAGAAAAUGAAAGAGCAGGGAUUUUAUCUUGAUGAGGAAACUUAUUUAACAAUUCAGGCUGUGUUUAAGAAGGAGAAGAUGACGGGUGACAUUGGGGCUUUGACCUAUUUUAAUAAUAGGAUGCUAGAACAGAAUGCUUUGGAUGUGACUGCAAAGAUGGUGGCUAAUGUUGUUUUAGGGGCUGAGUGGAGCAACAAGGUUGAGAAAGAAUUGCAAGAGAUGAAGAUUACUGUAUCGGAUAAUUUUGUGAUAAGGACAUUGAAGGAACUGCGCAAUUACCCUGUGAAAGCUUUGAAAAUUUUCCAUUGGGCUGCUCAGUGUUCGGACUAUGAUCACAAUACUAUUACCUAUAAUGCUGUUUUGAGGGUUCUAGCAAGGCAUGAUUCAGUUGAGGAGUUCUGGAGUUCUUUUGAGGAGAUGAAUAGUUUAGGAUAUGAGAUGGAUAUGGACACUUACAUAAAAAUUUCCAGGCAAUUUCAAAAAUCAAAGAUGGUGGAGGAUGCAGUGAAACUUUAUGAGUUCAUGAUGGAUGGCCCAUAUAAGCCCUCAAUUCAAGAUUGCAACUUACUCCUAAGAAACAUUUCAGGUGGUGGUAAUCCAGAUUUGAAUUUGGUAUUUCGAGUCACAAAGAAAUAUGAGGCAACAGGGAAUUUACCUUCUAAGCCCAUUUAUGAUGGGAUUCAUAGGUCCUUGACUAGUCUUGGGAAGUUUGAUGAGGCAGAGAACAUUUUGAAGGUUAUGAAAAAUGCAGGUUUUGAGCCUGACAAUAUUACAUACAGCCAACUGGUCUUUGGACUUUGUAAAGCAGAGAGAUUAGAAAAAGCCUGUGAAGUGCUUGAUGAAAUGGAAGCUAGUGGAUGUAUUCCUGAUAUUAAGACAUGGACCAUCUUGAUUCAAGGUCAUUGUAAUGCUAAUGCAGUUGAUAGGGCAUUGAUGUGUUUUGCUAAGAUGAUGGAGAAGAACUUGGAUCCUGACGCUGAUUUGUUGGAUGUGUUAAUCAGUGGUUUCCUUAGUCAGAAAAGAAUAAAUGGUGCAUACCAGCUACUUGUUGAGAUGGUAAAGCAAGCUUGCUUAAGACCUUGGCAAGCAACAUUUAAGAAACUUAUUGAGAAGCUGUUAGGAUUAAGAAAAUUUGAAGAAGCUAUGAACCUCCUCUAUUUCAUGAAGAAGCAAAGCUACCCACCCUACCAUGAACCUUUCAUCCAAUAUAUUUCUAAGUUUGGGACUGUGGGGGAUGCUUUAGAAUUCUUGGGAGCAUUGACUGUGAAGGAUUAUCCUUCAUCUGCAACUUAUCAUUAUCUUCUGAAGGCAUUUGUUAAGGAAGGUAGAUUUUCAGAGGCCCAAGACGUGCUAUACAAGUGCCCUCAUCACAUUCGUACUCAUCCUCAAAUUUGUGAACUCUUUGGUUCUGAAAAGAUUGUUUGAUGCACCAAAUACAAUGGUUGUUAAUGUUUUCAUUUUCUUUAGUGUUUUCUCUCUUUCUUAUUUUUCUGAAGCAUGUUAAAUACUUGGCUCAAAGAGAGAUUCAAGGCAUUUUUUUUUUUUUUUUGCCCUUUAUGUAUGUGGGAAGAGCCUAUUAGGAAAUUACCAUGUAGUUACAUUGUGACUAAUCUGCUUCUAUGGUGCAAAACUUUAAACUA
This is a messenger RNA of Rubroshorea leprosula, 2135 nucleotides long. Lineage: Eukaryota; Viridiplantae; Streptophyta; Magnoliopsida; Malvales; Dipterocarpaceae. The record is from the annotation of a GenBank genome assembly.